AUGCCCUAUGAGGAUAGUGGACGUCGAGCUCAGACAACAAGGUAUCUGGCCUCAUUGCCGCACCAGACGGGACGAAUCGUACUUAAACUCGACAUUCGCAACGGUAAUGAGUUCAAUGCUGCCACCAUGACCCCCACCAGUAAAGCUUUCCUUCUUCUCAGCCUAGCCACGCUAUAUACAAGCUCGACAGCUUCAACUGCCAACCCUCGGCCACGCGGUGUUGGCCCUGAGUUUGCCAAAUAUUACAAGGAUGCGUCGACCUUCACAUGUAUAUCAAAUCCAUCCAUCAAGCUUUCAUUCUCCGCUGUGAACGACAACUAUUGCGAUUGCCCAGACGGUAGCGACGAACCCGGAACCUCCGCCUGUUCCUUUAUAUCUUCCCUCUCCCCUUCAUUCGUAUCCGAUCCUGGUGAUGAGACGAGCAAUCGAACGUCAGCCCUACCAGGAUUCUAUUGCAAGAACAAGGGACACAAACCGGCAUAUCUUCCAUUUCAACGUGUGAAUGAUGCUGUAUGCGACUAUGACAUAUGCUGUGAUGGAAGUGAUGAAUGGGAGCAACCUGGAGGUCUAAAAUGUGAAAACAAAUGUAAGGAGAUUGGAAAGGAAUGGAGGAAGCAAGAGGAGGCAAGGCAGAAAUCGCUCAAUGCCGCGAUGAAGAAACGGAAAGAGCUUGUUCAGAAGGCAUCCAGGUUAAAAAAAGAGGUGGAAGGUCGGAUCAAGGAUUUGGAGGUAGAAAUCCAGGCCUCAGAAAUCAAAGUCAAGGACCUCCAGAAAGAACUUGAUCAGGUGCGAGCAAGGGAUAGGGGGAAGGCCGCCAAGGGAAAGAAACAGGGCAAGGUCAAUGUUCUUGCAGGACUUGCAAAGAACCGAGUUGAAGAGCUACGGACGUCCUUGAUAGACGUCCGCCUCCAGAAAGACAGACUUCAUGAUCGACUCGAUGCGUUGGAGGGAAUUCUGUCGAAAUUCAAAGAGGAAUACAACCCCAACUUUAACGAUGAGGGCGUUAAGCGCGCCGUGAGAAGCUGGGAGGAUUACGUUGCCACGGGCUAUGAGGAUAAUACAGGCCCUUACCAGGACCUUGACGAAGUCACCAAGCCCGAUGGUCCUGAUUCUGGCAUCAACUGGGAACAGUGGGAGAAUGAGCAGGACGAAAUUGAGAUCCCUCUCGUCUACAAGCUUGCGGCAUAUUUGCCACCUUCCGUCGCCAGUUACAUAGAGGAUAAACUGGCAGACCUAAGGUCGUUCCUUGUCUUGAACGGUAUUCUUGCUGAAACGGAUAGCGAAGUAAGUGAAUCCCAAGCCGUGCGGGAUGCUCGUGACCGUCUUAGCGCUGCAGAGUCUUCGCUUGACAAAUUGAGAAACUCUGUGAGAGAUCACAAGACGGACCUCGCAAAGGAUUUUGGCAAGGAUUCCGUAUUCCGUGCACUGAAAGGCAGCUGCAUUUCAAAGGACUCUGGCGAAUACAAUUACGAGCUCUGUUGGAUGGAUAGGACAACUCAGAAAUCCAAAAAGGGUCGAGGCGAUACGAACAUGGGUAACUUUAAUAAAAUUACCUCUGUGACCAUUGACGAGGCUACUGCUUCGGGGCAGAUUGUUCCGCGGGAGAAAGUUGCGCUGCAAUUUAUGAAUGGUCAGACAUGCUGGAACGGCCCGGCAAGAUCAACCAAAGUUGUGCUGGACUGUGGAGAGAAUGAUGAAAUCGUCAAAGUUACCGAGGAUGAGAAGUGCGUCUAUUCAAUGUAUGUGACCACGCCGGCGGUCUGUGAGCUCAUCAGCAGUGAUGAGAAGAAUAUGAGUGGUGGAAAGGAUGAAUUGUGA
Messenger RNA from Coccidioides posadasii C735 delta SOWgp, 1818 nucleotides. RefSeq lists its product as uncharacterized. Gene Ontology annotation, biological process: N-glycan processing. The record is from RefSeq and is a predicted model, not a curated record. Gene Ontology annotation, cellular component: glucosidase II complex. NCBI's taxonomy places the organism in Eukaryota, Fungi, Ascomycota, Eurotiomycetes, Onygenales, Onygenaceae.